UCAGUUUGACAGUAGUCAGUCUGACAGUUGUACUAACUUAUUACCGUACUUAUUUUUAUAUAAUUUAUUAUACACAGAAAAUAAUAACAUAUUACACAAAACAGUAAAUUAGGUGGUACACAAACAUGCUGAAUUUGUCAAUACUUAGACAAUUCUCCAGGUUAUCAAUAUGCCCUCUCGCUAAAAUUCAACUCAACACUCGGAAUGUAUCUACAACAGCGGCAUUGCAGUUUAAAAUCACAGACCAGUUGUGGGCAGAACCAAUGAAAAAAAAGAAGAAAGUGGACCCAGCAAUUAUUAAAGCACGAGAGGAACGCCGUCGUAAGAAAAUUGAAAAGCAGAUUCGGCGGCUUGAGAAGAACGCCCGGCAGUUGAAGCCUAUCGACGAGAUGGAAGUUUCACUUGAUAUCAUCGACCAACUUGGAAAACGUAAGAGGCCUACGAUGCAGUUAUCACCAGCUGAGGCGGAGGCCCGUGCUUUACUUGAGAAAGAAUGGACCCGAUACAAAAGGGAAGAGUACAUGGCGAACAUAGCACAGAUCGACAGGAUUAUGGCCUCACAGAGGAGGGCCCUAGACAAGCUCUAUGAGGAAUCUGAAGAGUUGUAUGAUGAGGCUAUUAUGCCGGACCUUCAACUAAUACCGUACAGCAUCAACGGCCCCGUGGCGACACCACCGAUCAAGAACUACAAUUCUCCAGACGGUGACUAUAUCGACGUGUCCAAGAAAUGGGAUAAUUAGUUAAAAUUGUAUAUAGGUAAUGUUUAGUAUAUUAAAAUUAUGUUUGAAAA
Molecule: messenger RNA, 790 nt
Organism: Manduca sexta (tobacco hornworm)
Lineage: Eukaryota; Metazoa; Arthropoda; Insecta; Lepidoptera; Sphingidae
Gene: mRpL40
Product: 39S ribosomal protein L40, mitochondrial-like
Exons: 5
Coding region: 126-740 (204 amino acids)
Cellular component (GO): mitochondrial ribosome; mitochondrial large ribosomal subunit
Source: RefSeq, a predicted model, not a curated record